AUGUCUCUACGCGAUACCAGAAUUCUUGUCGCCAUAGACUUUGGAACCACUUUCUCAGGCUUCGCCUAUGUACAUAAAGGAGACUCAAAAAAAAACCCAGAUAUUGUAACUAAUGAUAUUUGGCCAGAUAGCGUAGGUGAUUAUAAAACUCCUACAGCACUUCUGUAUAAUAAAACUUAUACACAAGUUAAAAGUUGGGGUACUUUGGCCCUGGAGGACGAAUCCGAUUACGAUUAUGAAUCAGAUGAAUUGCGCCCUCGUCCGGUCGAACUCUUUAAAUUAUAUAUUUCCGAUUUGGAAGAUUAUCAAAAACCUUGGUUGCCUUCGGAAUUAAAAUAUACGAAAGCGAUCGAAGAUUACUUAACUCAAAUGCAACGAUGCAUUAAAGAUACAAUAACGAGAAGAUGGCCGGACAUUGAAUUCCCGUCACAAGUUGGAUUGAUGCUAACCAUUCCUGCUGAAUGGCCACAUCAUACUACAGCGAUUAUGCGUAAUUGCGCAUACAAAGCUGGACUAAUUAAAACAAAAGACUCAACUAACCUUGAAUUUACUACAGAACCGGAAGCAGCAGCUUUAUAUUGUCUGGGUGUUGUUGGGGAACACGGUCUUCGUCCUGGAGAUACUUUCUUAGUUGCAGAUUGUGGCGGUGGUACAGUCGACAUAACAACACAACUUCUUCAGGAUAACAAACUAAGUGAAAUUACUGAACGUGUCGGCGAUUUAUGUGGUAGCACAUUCAUAGAUAAGGAGUUUUUACGUUGGCUUGGACGUAAAGUUGGAUUUCAAGCAUUAGAAAAAUUAAAAACAUAUAGUUAUGGACAAAUACAACAUUUGGUUCAAAAUUUUUUUUGUCCUUUAAUUAAAUUUAAAUUUAACGGUAAAGUGGAAGAUUUUAGACAAGCAAGACUUAAUUUAUAUAAAUAUUGUGACAAUUUACCACAAUAUAUUACAGGAGAACAUAGACAAAAAAUGGAAAUGGAUAACUGGACGUUAAAACUUGAUUUUAUAUCGGUGAAAGAAAUGUUUGACCCUGUCGUAAAUAGAAUAUUAGAAUUAAUUGAGAGUCAAUUAAUUGAGGCUAAUGAAAGAUGUUCUGCAUUGUUCUUGGUGGGCGGAUUUGGCGAAUCUCCUUACCUUCUGCGCAGAGUGAGAGAAACCUUUGGAAGCAGGGUUCCAAGUAUUUCUGUGCCAAUUAAUUCAAAAGCCGCGGUCGUUAGGGGUGCUAUAGUAUAUGGCUUAAAUAUUGACGUUGUGAAGAAACGCGUUCUUAAAUGGACUUAUGGUAUCCAGGUCUGUCGAGAUUGGGUUGCAGGCGAUGACGAAGAUAGGAGAACACCUGAUGGAAAAAUAUUUCAAUUUCGUAGAAUUGUUCAACGUCGUACUCAAGUAGAAGUCAACAAACCAUUUCCAGAAACGUGUUACCCGGUUAAACCAAACCAAACCAGUGCAUUAUUUAAAAUUUAUUAUACUACAAAGGAUAAUGCUAUAUAUUGUAAUGAUCCUGGUGUAAAAUUAUUAGGAACUUUACGAAUUAUAAUGCCAGAUACCAAAGAUGGUCUUAAUCGUCCAAUAGAGUUUUUUUUGACGUUUGCUAGAUUAGAAAUUAAAGCAACCGCAAUAAACAAACGGAAUGGGAAGGUUUAUAAUGAAACACGUUUUGAAUUGGAUAUUUGA
Funneliformis geosporum is the source of this 1674-nucleotide messenger RNA. The record is from the annotation of a GenBank genome assembly. Lineage: Eukaryota; Fungi; Glomeromycota; Glomeromycetes; Glomerales; Glomeraceae.